This is a messenger RNA of Sitophilus oryzae (rice weevil), 6536 nucleotides long. RefSeq names its product RING finger protein 44 (gene mura). The transcript has 11 exons. Lineage: Eukaryota; Metazoa; Arthropoda; Insecta; Coleoptera; Curculionidae. The coding region runs from base 694 to 2505 and encodes 603 amino acids. The record is from RefSeq and is a predicted model, not a curated record.
UGCACUGUGUUCGCACACUUAGAUUCAGAAAGAUUCAAAUUCAACCAAAGUCCCUAGAUUUAGGGGUUUUAGAUUUUAUCGACAGCAUUUCCGACGGAAAGGACGGAAAGUUGAAUUAAUUUUAAUUUAAUUUACUAGCUGUUGGUAUCCCUGCGUUUCCUACUUCAUUCCAAUCACGUUUGGAAAUUUGGUUUCUGUUUUUAAAAAUUUAUUUAAUUUUCAAUGUAAUAAUGUGUAUUCUAAUUAAUAAGAUUGUUUCCUCCGAUGUAUCAGUUUUAUAUGAGUUGGGUUUUUAUAAGAAUUGGAAGUAGUAAAGUUCGGGAUUUCCAAACGUCAAAGUAGUGGGUCGUGGGUCGUGGGUGGUGUUUGUGGCUGAUUUCACAACAAUAGCUGUAUAUUCUGUCUAAAAAAUAUCAUUUGUAGUGGAAAUUUAUUAUUUAUCUUUAAUUUUUCUAAAGUUUAUAAUGUGUGUUGCUGUGCAUUUCGUACGUUAUGGUUAUGUGAUUUAAUUUACACUCCCAAAUAUAUCAAUUUAGUGUAAAAUGCUCCAUGUGGAUCAAUAGUGUAGAUCAAAUAAGAAAAUUACUCAUUUUUCUUGCUCAAUAGUGAUUGUGUACUUUUGCUACAAGGUUGUUGAAUUGUUUGUCGUAAUAAUUGCAUUGUUCAAGACUUUACAUUGUAGAUAAUUAAAUAAUGAAUUCUAAUAACCACAAUCAACCUCGUAAAAACUCAUCUAGUUUUAAUAGACAUGCUAAUAACCACCCAAAUAGAUCUAAUCACCCCCAUAAUCAGCAGCGUUGGCCAAACAGAUAUCCUAAAGAUUAUAAUAGAGAAUUUGAGAAUUUUAAUAGAGGGGAAUGUUCAUUAACAUCAACUGCAAAUCAAAAGGAAUCAAAUUAUGUACAUGGUUACCCUAAAAACUCCCAAUUAAGUCCAGUUCCAAGAAAUAACCAUAUUCAUUAUUCCAAUGAAGCUUCAGGUGUACAUCAGCAUCUAGACAGAAGACACAACUUAAAUAGUCCUCAAGAAAGAAGACAUACUAUCCCUCAAAAUUAUCACACUCUUAAUGAUCGCAGACUUAUGCCUGGUUUGUCUGAUAGGCGACAUAUAUCUCCACCACUUCACAUAAACGUUUGUGAAAAUAGUAACAUUAAUGAAAAUAUCCACCCAAGAGGAAUGAUGGAUUUUUCUCAAAGAAGGCCUACUAGAGUUUCACCAGUGCAGUUUCAACAAACAUCACCUCAAUAUUUCCGACAAGCCAGUGAUGAAAGUAUAAAAAGUGAAAGUCCUUCGCGUAAACGUAGGAGGUUAUCUAGAUCAGGGCAUCAUUUAGAGAUGCAGCCCGGUGGCCCCCCAUCUCCACCUAGAAGGUCACCUAGACAGCAUCCUCCAUCUACGCCGCAUCAAGUUCAAGGUAGUCCACCAUUAAGAAGACCGAGAUACCGAGACAGGAAUGAUUUUAGUCAUUCACAUCACCAACAGUUCCUUCCUAGUCCGCCUCCUGUUGCGCAUGCUCAUCCACAUCAAAAUGCUGUAAUGGUUGAUUUAAAUCAAGUUUCUGUAACUAUACCUAUGAGCCAUCAUCAUCAUCACCACCACCACGAAGGACCGCCAACUGCAGUAUGGAGUUAUCCGACUGGUGCUCCUCAUAUUUCACUUUGUGCUGCUCCGGCCGGAGCCCCACCUCACUUACAUUCCUGUCAUGUACAUGGUCAUGUUUACAGUGCGCCGCUCGUGCCCCAAGUGCCGCCGCCACUGGCCGGCUGUCUGGCCCCGCCGCCUUUCGCCGCCGCGCCCGCACCGGUAGCAGUGCCCCCCGGACACCAUCAACAUUACGGCUUGGGUACGAGGCCCGAGCAUCAGCUGGCCGAAUUGGAAAUGUUGCAACAUCGCGGGGAGACGCAUCAAGCCCAUUUGGCGCCGCAUCCUUCGUUACACGUUCCUCCGUUGCAGGUCCCAGCAUCGGCAGCUUCAUUGUUCCUGUCCGAAGCGCGAGGCGGCCCCUUGGACCUCCUACGUCAGAGAGGCGCCCCUCAUCACGGGGCUCGCCUAGCACCACCCCGAGCCCACCGUUGGCAUCACAGCACUCCUCUAAUGACGCCGGCCCGGUACUCUGGCUUCCUGCUGCACUUCCUCGCCAUGUUCUCUAACCCGCCGAUGUCGCCCUUCAGCCAGACCGAUCUGAGCAGUUCGGAUAGUACUGAAACGGAGAAUUACGAGGCUCUGCUGAAUUUAGCUGAGCAGUUGGGCGAGGCUAAGCCAAGGGGAUUGGCCAAGCUGGAAAUCGAGCAGCUAGUGAGCUACAAAUACAAUGCCGACACUCAUGAAGGAGAUCAGACUUCUUGUGUGGUGUGCAUGUGUGAUUUCGAGGCUAGACAGACACUGAGAGUUCUGCCAUGUUCUCACGAAUUUCAUGCCAAAUGUAUCGAUAAAUGGCUUAGGUCGAACAGAACUUGCCCAAUAUGUCGUGGAAACGCUUCCGACUAUUUCAACAAUAACGAAUAGGAAAAAGAGGAACCCAGUAAGCUAGAGGAAACGUGUAAAUCUUCAGGUGCCAUUUUAGCUCUCACUGUUGCCAGUAACUUAAAAAUGUAAUUGUAGUGAUUAAAAAGAAAAUAAUAAAUGACCUUUUUUCUUGUCUAUCGGUCAUACAGCACACACACACACACUGCGCUUUUUCAUAAAUCUAUUUUUAGUAGGGCUUUACAUAAGGCAGAUGGAGGUAGAUUUUUUAGAAUACGGUCCUGGUAAAUAUUUAUUUUAAUUUUUUUUGGCGUUCUUAUUUUGUUUAAUAAAAUAUUCUUUUAAUUUAGAAAAUAUUGUUUUUAAAUACCUAGUUUUAAAUUACAGAAAUAACAUGAAAAAAAUAGCGUCACAGCAAGCAAAGAAAAACAUUUUCGUUCAAAUUUUAUUAUGUUAUAUUUAUGAAAUUUUUGAAGUGAUGAUCCUGUUUGUCCAAAUUUUUUAUAUAGUCUUAGGUAGACUUCGUCUAAUAAGUGCAUACAUACUUUUGUUAAGAUUUUAUUUAAUUUAUAUGAAAUUAAUUUUUAAUAUUUUUGAGUAGGAAUGUUUAAAAGGAUGACAUAUUUUAGGGACCACAUAUAAGAAGAAUUACAUAUUUAUUUAUAUAUUUAUUAUUUUUAUAAAAACGUUAAAUAAAUCGCCUGCCUACAUGUAAAGCCGAAACUGUAUAAAAUGUCAUGCUUUUGACAGCCUUGCAAUGUAUUUUUCAUACUACAUAUUGAUUUUUAUGCUUUAGAAUACUUUACUAUAGCUGUAUCAUCUACCGCUAGUGCUAGGCUAUAAAGUGGUAAAACUAUGCUCAAAAAAGUAUAUUCCUCAAUCCAGAAACAAUCUGUUAUUCCCUUAAAUUGCUAUUUAUUUUUCGGCAAAAUAUUUUUUUACGUAUUUUUCUAUAUUAUCUGAGAGGGGUUAAAUAUUAGUUUAUAUUUAUUUACAAUAUGGAGAGAGAAAAAGAUAAAAAGGUUGAUUUUAUGGAUUUGAAAGGUAAAUUAAUCAACAAAUUGAUUGUGCGAAGAUAUAAAAUAACAAAGUGCCAGAUAAUAUAUUUAUACUAAAAUAAAUUUCUGUGGUAGUUCCUUGUUACAUUUUUUCUGGCUUAUGUUAUUUACACUGCCGCAGUUCGAAGUAUCUCAAAAUAUAUAGGACGUAAAUAUAUAGCUGUAAAUUUAUGAUAAAGAUAAAAAAUACGUAAAAAAAUAUUUUCUUCUAUUUUUGAUGUUUUUUCGAAGGUCAAUUUUGUUACGUUAAGUGAGUGUUAUAUGUUUUUCCUUUUAUUACAUUGGCUUCAUUAUUAACUACCUCUAACACGGUAAGGCUGGAAUUAUUGACAGUUGACCCGCAAUUAUGUGCUUACUACAUAUACAGUUUGUCCAAAAAUACCACGUAUAAAUUUUGGUUUGCGUAUUCUUAGUUUAAAAUAUAAAAAAAUAAUCUAAUUCAAAAAUGCGCUAAAACUCUAGAUAAAUAUAUUUAUUAGAAAUGUCUAUUUUUUUAAAUUAAAAAAUGUACUUUUAGAAAAAACUUAUUGUGGAGAUAAUUUUAACAUAUUUAUUGAGGAUUCUUAUUUUUACCAGCUUUAAUAGUUAAAUCAAUUUUUUUAAGCCAACGAAACACUAUGUAUUAAUUAGUUCUUGCCCGUUUUAUCGAUUGUUUUUACCUACACUAGCAGAACGAAAAAUAUAUUUUUAUACGUAUAUUUUAUAGGAUAAAUUCAUCAGUUAUCAAGCAAGGAAUAGUUUUAUCAUUGAUCUCAUUUGUUUUACACAUAAGAUUUUUUUCUACUAGCAAGAAAUAGGGAAAAAAGCACAUUCCUUUUUUGUUAAUAUGCAUGAACAGAAAAUAUAAACACUACUAAUUUCAGAUAUAUCAUGAGGUUGAAUAAAAACGACAUCAUAGUAGGAGUAGAAAUAGCAUUUUAAUUCGUGCUUUUCUCUGUCUGUCAAAUCAACUGUCACUAUGAAUAUUACCGAGCUAGAGCUAGAGUACUGUUCAAUCUGAAAUGUUAUUUGACAUAGAAAUCUGAUGUCUAAAAACAUACUUGCGGGUCACUGUCUAGCUUUAGGAUAAUAACUUAGGAUUUUUUUUUCCUGAUCACAUUAAGAUUGUAUCUCCAUUAUGUAUAUGUAUUAUUUGUUAUUAGAAUAUGUUUUUUUUUGUUAUUAACCUAAAAAAUAAACUAAGUUAGCGCGUAUUUUGUAUUUGUUACGUUAAUAGUGUUCGUUAGAAAGUCUGCCUCUGAUGUGAGUAGGUUUACACUUUAGCACAAGAUAUAUAAGUGUAAAAAAAUGAUAAAAUAAACGUAUAAAAGUCGUCGAGACACUGAAACGCGAAGAUUUUAAAAUCCCUAUUACGUUUCUUUUUCGUGUUUUUAUUUCUUGUUUUUUAGUUGCCCAUCGUUGUUAAACCAAACGCAAUAAGUCAAGUGCAAUUAGUAGGUUUUAAGAUUUUCUGCGAUUUUCAUGUCUGGCGAACGUUUACACGCACCACUACCUUAGUUUAAAUUGUAAUAUUUUUAAACACGCUGUAUAUUCUACAGUAACGUUGGGAGCUUAGUCUAUUGCAGGAAGUCCCGAUUUUUCUUCUAACUGUAGCCGAUUUCUUUUUCUAUGUCUUUUAGGCUUCAGUGUGCUCUAAAAAUAUUUUAUGAUUAAGAUUUUAUAAAAGGAAUCAAUUGGAAUAAAUAGUUCAUAUUUAAAUUUAGAAUUAAAAUCUUUAAAUUUUCUUAUUAAAAUAAUGUGUCUCACUACCCCUGUUUUAAUGGAAUACUAUAAUAUAUUAUUAUGAUCAAGCAGGCUUUGACUUUGACUUGAUAAGAAUUGUUUUUCUGUCAUCAAGCAAGGCAUACUUCAUCAUAAAACACUCUUGUUGUUUUACCAAAUUAGUAGAAAAUCGAUUAUAUUACAUUAUUCAAAAUAAACUCUAACCUAUAGCCAAUUUCAAGCGAAUAACCAUUGGUUAUGGUUGACAGAUAAACAAUGCUUUAAACGUCAGUUGUCAACCAAUCGGUAGACAACUGACGUUUAAAGCAUUUAGCUGUCAACCAUAACCAACGGUUGUUCGCUCGAAAUUGGCUUAUGGUAUGUAAACAUUUAUUGUCUUUUGUCAAAGCUUUUGUUCCAUAAAAUAUACAGGGUGUGGUUAAAAAAUUGUAAGUUGUUCCAGGAUGAUUAUCAUAAUUUCUACUGAGUAUCUGUAUCUCAUAGGAACAUGGGUUUUAAAACGCCCAAUAUAGUAGACAUCAAGAAAUUCAAAUAUGAUUUUAAAUUUUCGUUAUACUUUUUUUACGAUAUAAUUUCAUUUGUUAUUCACAUUGUACCUUUUGGGACAUGCUGUAUAUCAAAAUCAAGGAUCUCCCGUUUCUGUUCCCUCCUAAAACAAAAAGUGCACGUUGUACAGUAAGAGAAAAAAAUAUUAACAACUAUGUAAUAGGUGUGCCUUUGGAUUGUACAAUUUAGUUGUGUUAAAUUCACAUUUCCAAAAAAAAAAGUUUAUAUAUUAUAUGAAAAAUGUAUCUUAAAUAAUAGCAAAGUUGCGUUUUGUUUUUUAAAUAUUUUUGUACUCUCAAAAUUAGUUUCAUUAUGCAGAUGUUUCAUGCUAUUUAAUUUGAGUCAGAUUCUAAAUAAUUAUUUUUACAGUUAUAUAUUUUUUUAAUAUUGAGGGUACAACAUAUUUUUAUUUUAUUUUUAAUUAUAAUUCAGAUAACUUGAAUCGUCUCAUUAUUUUUUGAUUAUUGUUUGUCAUUUUGCUUAAUUUAUUACUCUGUAUAAUACAUAUCUCAUUAUUUAUUGUUUGUAAGUUUAAAUUUUAAGCAAUACUUUUUGGUCCAAUUGCAAAUCAUCAUUCAUUGUUACGAUUUAAAAAACCGUUUCAUUUUGUACGUGGUUGUAUUUUUGUGAAUGUGAAUAAGUGAUAUUUUGCUUUUAGUGGGUUUUUAACAUGAUAUGUAAUAAAUAGAAUGCUUAUAAUAGUGCUAUAUAAUUCGAGCUCUUAUUUCAAUAAAACUUUAAACAGUA